AUGGAUGACUUUACCGCAUGGGUGACCGGGCCUACUGCGCGGAGUAACCGGGAAGGGAUUGAAGUGAUCAUCACUGACGCGCUCGACUGGGAAAGGAGGAGCAGAGCGACCUUUGAAGCUAAUAAAACAGCUAUUAUACACUUCACCCCCAAAGCACACAAGUCGGAACAGGAGCCUUUCACCAUCAAGGGACAAGCCGUCAAACCUAAAGACCAUGUCAAGAUUCUUAGUGUAAUAAUAGACACUAGACUUAAAUAUAAGGAACACAUCGCAAGGGCCGCAUCCAAGGGCCUAGAAGCAGCAAUGGAGCUCAGACGGCUCAGGGGUUUAUCCCCGUCAACAGCGCGACAACUAUUCACAUCAACUGUUACCACAGCCGUGGACUAUGCCUCUAAUGUCUGGAUGCACGCGUUCAAGGAUAAGGCCAUUGGCCCAAUCAACCGCAUCCAAAAGGUCGGGCAGAUCAAUGCAGAUCGCGAACCCAUACUCGGGGGAGCUAGCAGCAAUGGUACACACAUUGAGCACGCUACCAACAUUAAAGCAGUACAGAAUCACGCUCCUGACGAGCAAUAA
Messenger RNA from Talaromyces stipitatus ATCC 10500, 573 nucleotides. RefSeq lists its product as uncharacterized. The coding region runs from base 1 to 573 and encodes 190 amino acids. NCBI's taxonomy places the organism in Eukaryota, Fungi, Ascomycota, Eurotiomycetes, Eurotiales, Trichocomaceae. The transcript is spliced from 3 exons. The record is from RefSeq and is a predicted model, not a curated record.